Messenger RNA from Lottia gigantea (owl limpet), 1400 nucleotides. RefSeq lists its product as hypothetical. The transcript is spliced from 5 exons. The record is from RefSeq and is a predicted model, not a curated record. Bases 72 to 1109 code for a protein of 345 amino acids. Gene Ontology annotation, molecular function: zinc ion binding. NCBI's taxonomy places the organism in Eukaryota, Metazoa, Mollusca, Gastropoda, Lottiidae.
CACGUAUGGUGAUAUUGGCCCACUGAAGUCAACAUGAUUUAUGUCGAAAGGAAAAUGAAGUCACUGUCGUUAUGAUAUCACCAUCCGAGAGUGAUCAUCGAGAAAGUGGUAACGAUGGCACCAGCAACAACGAUGGCACCAACAACAAUGAUGGCAACUACAACAACGAUGUCGAUGGCAACAGCAACACCCAGCAGCAUUCGGACGUGGCGAAUCCUGAAACUGUAGCUCUCGUGAAUUUCGAAAUUCAAAACGAUGAUGUAACAGACGAUACCGUGAAUUUGAUACAGACUCCGAGUGGCAGCAUUCAAACUACAGAAGACAAUGGUAAUUCCACUCCAUCCACGUCUGCUACUUGCCAUCAGUGUCAGAGCCGAAAAUCAGUCUCGUUCAAAAUGGAAGACGAGGCACUCCCCUGUUCCAGUUCGGUUUGCAAGAAGAAUGCGUCAACCGGAAGUACCAGUCCGCCAGAGAAUACCAGUUGUGAAAGCGUGACGUGUCAGUCGCACGAGUCGUCUAAUUCAUCCAUUACGUGUCGAAUUUGUCAACUCAGCGAAACUGAAACAGGAGAGCCAGUGAAAACAUCUGAUUGUCAUUGUAAAGGGUAUUUAGAUGCUAUACAUAGAAGCUGUUUAUUAGAGUGGGUUCAUUAUAAAGGUACUAGAAUUUGUGAAGUAUGUUCCUCCGAGUUUUCCAGCGCUCCCAAUCUACCCAGAAGGUCUUCGUCUGAUGAGCAGCGCCAGCAGGAAUUAGCCGAUCUAUUUAGGCAAUACUCAAAUCUUCGGCCUAUAACCAAGAAAAAGAGGGCGUUAAUGGGAUCGUUAUUGGUGUUUUUAACGGUGAUGUCGAUCGUAGCUGGCGUAUUGACCGUCAGCACAGACAAGCAGUUUCAGACUAUUUCGUCGGAUCCUUGGAGCAGCCACAAGAGCGUCAACGAUUCCUAUAUUAUGUUUUCAAUUUGCUUAUCUUUCUUGCUUUUUUGCGUCGCGGUAACUUUUGGUACGAUGUUUACUUGGUGCACUCUCGAGGUCACGUAUCAUUAUCAGCGACAAAGGGUCUGGCAGAGAGCUUUACGAAUUGCCGCAGACGAUCAUCAAAACACCGCUUAAAUGGCGUCUUUGUUCAGUGGCUUAAAGAGAUUGUAGAGGCGAUCCUAAAUGUUUUGCGUGUAUCGAGGACACUGAUAGCAUCAAUUGGCACCAUUUCAAUUUACAAUCGCACGUCUGUGGUUCUUGGAAUUCCACUAAAACUAACCGUUGAUGACGUCACUAUCGAGCAGCUUUUGCGAUAGUGACGUCAUAUACAGUUAAGCAUUUUUAUAAUUACGUUAACCGCAGACGUCUGACAGCAAAUUAAGAAGCCAUAAUGAACCCGAUGCACUUAAAAACCUGUGGAAAACU